GUGCCGCUGGAGGCCGCCGUGUCGGGUCGGUGGCGGCGGCGGCGGCGGGAGCGGAGCGAGUUCCCUUCGGUUCCGUUCGGUUCGGUUCGGUUCCAGCGCUGGCAGCUGCGGGCCCGCGCUCUCUUCCUCAGUCUUCUUCCCCCACCGCUCCACCAUGGCGGGCAGCAACGGCAACCUGCAGAAAGCAAUAGACCUUGCUACCAAGGCAGCACAAGAAGAUAAAGCAGGAAACUAUGAGGAAGCCUUCCUCUUGUACCAACAUGCUGUCGAGUAUUUCCUCCAUGUUGUUAAAUAUGAUACACAGAGUGAUAAAGCAAAACACAGUAUUAGAGUGAAAUGUGCAGAAUACUUGGACAGAGCAGAAAAGCUGAAAGAAUAUCUGAAAAAAAAAGAGAAAACUGCACCAAAACCAGUUAAAGAGUCUGGUCCUGCUGAUGGAAAAGGGAAUGACAGUGAUGGGGAAGCGGAGUCAGAGGAUCCUGAAAAAAAGAAGCUACAGAAUCAAAUUCAAGGAGCAAUUGUUAUGGAGCGACCAAAUGUCAAAUGGAGUGAUGUUGCUGGCCUCGAAGGUGCCAAAGAAGCACUGAAAGAAGCAGUGAUCUUGCCCAUUAAAUUUCCACACCUGUUUACAGGAAAGAGAACACCCUGGAGAGGGAUUCUCCUAUUUGGACCACCAGGAACAGGAAAAUCUUAUUUAGCAAAAGCUGUGGCGACAGAAGCAAACAACUCUACCUUCUUCUCAGUAUCUUCCUCUGACCUUGUCUCAAAGUGGUUAGGCGAAAGUGAAAAAUUAGUGAAAAGUUUGUUCCAGUUGGCCAGAGAAAACAAGCCUUCUAUUAUCUUCAUUGAUGAGAUAGAUUCUCUCUGCGGGUCAAGAAGUGAAAAUGAAAGUGAGGCUGCUAGACGGAUAAAAACAGAAUUUCUAGUCCAGAUGCAAGGGGUUGGUGUUGACAAUGAAGGAAUCUUGGUCUUAGGAGCGACAAACAUACCCUGGGUUUUGGAUUCUGCUAUCAGGAGAAGGUUUGAGAAGCGUAUUUAUAUUCCUUUACCUGAAGACCAUGCCAGGGCUGCAAUGUUCAAACUUCACCUUGGGUCAACUCCAAAUCUCCUAUCAGAAUCAGAUUAUCGAGAGCUUGGAAAGAAAACUGAUGGCUAUUCUGGGGCAGAUAUAAGCAUCAUUGUACGUGAUGCACUGAUGCAGCCUGUAAGAAAGGUGCAAUCAGCAACUCACUUUAAAAAAGUAAAAGGACCAUCAUUGUCUAAUCCAAACAUGAUGGUAGAUUUGUUCACCCCUUGCUCUCCAGGUGAUCCUGCAGCCAUCGAAAUGACAUGGAUGGAGGUUCCAGGUGAUAAAUUAAUGGAGCCUAAAGUUUCCAUGGCGGAUAUGCUCAGUUCACUUGCUAGCACAAAACCAACAGUUAAUGAACAGGACCUGGAGAAGUUAAGGAAGUUUACAGAAGACUUUGGUCAGGAAGGCUAAACCAAAGAGAUACGUGGAUCAUUAGAACUUUUUUUGUCUUUCUUAAGAAAUCUUGUCUUUAUGGAUGGCACUUCAACUAAAUGCCAAUGGAAUCACUCCCUUCUUCCUUUGCAGAAGGAAUAGAAGGUACUUUUGCAAAGACCCUUAAGCUUUUAUAUUGUAUUGUUUUCCUCAGAUGUCUGUGAAUUGUCUUCUACUGAAAAAUAAUAUGAAAAUGCAGUUUUAGGGCAAGACAGAAAAGUGAUGUGGUAACGUCUAUUAAAUACUAGAAAACUUUAAAUUAUUAGGUCAAUUUUAGGUAUUGCAUUAAACCUGGGUACAAGUGAGUUUUAAACUCCCAGUAGGCUCAUAAAACCCUUUUUUGAAGGGUGGAAGAGAACAUAAUGUAUUUGUCAGGUGUUUUCAGUGUCAAUCAGCCUACAUAUUAAUUGCUCUCAUUUCAUUUAGAAAAAUGCAACACAGUUUGCUAAUCAAACAUACUGCAAGUGUGGGUAUGCUAUUAAAGUAAGAAAACAUAGUGUGAGGAUAUGACUACAUGGGCCAGUACUUUGUUUAAAUACUAAUGGAACUAGUAUUUGGCUGUUUCUGCUCCGCUGUGUUAAAAUUUUGCCUUAGACAGCAAGCAUUUGUUUUUAACUCUUUAUUAGCUGUUACACACUGUCACUAUGCAAUCUGGAAAGAGAUGGUUAAAUUCAAGUAUUUCAGAAGGUGUUUUGCUGACUGGUCUUGGGUUGUUUUGUUGUUUUUUUAAAUCUGGAUUUACUUUUUGUGGGAGUUUGACUAACAUUAGAAAAAAGCAUUAGUAAUAUCCUGUAAGAUGCCACAUGUCAAGGCUGGCAAGGUAUAGUCUUUGGAGAAAAAGGUCUCCAAAGGAGGUCUUUUGGGGAAAAGCAUACUUUCAUAUGCAAGGAGACUGUAACAGAUGUUUUAGCCACAGACUUUCCAGUGAUAAAUUCACUCUGAACCCUUCAGGUAACUCUUGCAUAUAGGUUACUUCAAUUUAGCUUAAACUGUAAGAGAAGGCUGGCACUUUAGUACAGUGGGACUUCAUUGGUCUCUCUCUGAAGAACUACACAUUAAGAUGUGCCUGAAUGUAACUUACAACACUACAGUGUCAGUGCUGAGUUUGUGCCUUGUAAGUUUGCACUGGCUGUAGAUUCAAAACAUCAUUACCUAGAAUACCCUAUGUUCCAUUAUAAUUGUACAACUUCAUCCUGCAUAUGCUUUGUUUAACUUGCAUUAAAAGAAAUUUGCACAUUUUGUGUAUGUUAUAUGUACAUAUACACAUGUAUGAUCAUCUUUUGAUGGGGUUUGGUUUCCUUUAUGUACAUAUUUUAUGUACUGUAUAAAUCAUAGGAUGGGUGAAAUUUGCUGUACUUAAAUGAAGUAAAACAUUGCAGUAUAACAUCA
Messenger RNA from Apus apus (common swift), 2890 nucleotides. RefSeq names its product vacuolar protein sorting 4 homolog B (gene VPS4B). The coding region runs from base 155 to 1480 and encodes 441 amino acids. Lineage: Eukaryota; Metazoa; Chordata; Aves; Apodiformes; Apodidae. Gene Ontology annotation, biological process: endosomal transport; vacuole organization. The transcript has 11 exons. Gene Ontology annotation, molecular function: ATP hydrolysis activity; ATP binding. The record is from RefSeq and is a predicted model, not a curated record.